GCGUGUUUGUUUGUUCCCCGCGGGAGGGUGUCAUCGUAUGUGUGUACAAUACCUACAUGAUGAAUGCGCGGGUGGUGGUGUUGUCUGCAGGUAUCGUAUAUUCAGGGCUAGAGUGAGAGGGAGGGAGGGAAAGUCGAACCAUCCUGCCGACCCCGCGUCAAAACAUCGAAUGAUGAUACCCGAGCGAUGGCCUCAUGUUUUCUUUUUUUCUUUUUCUCCCUCUUUCUUUUUACCCCUCCUCCCCAGUUUCGCUUUUUCCUUUCCGUUCCGUUCGUUUCCUGUCUUACUUUCUUCCGGAAGCGAAGGUGAUGAUACCUGCGGAAGCGACAUACUUCCGUACACGGCUGUCCGACUUAUUGCUACGGACCGCGUGGGGACUGGGUUCUUUUCCUACUCCCCUUCCCUUCCCUCCCGUUGACGGAUGGGAGCGGGGCCGGCGAAUUAUCUUGCCCUUUCUGUCGUCCCAGUUUUGCGGGAUGUUCGGACUCGGUGAAAAGUGUGCAGCACGAGUUUGGGUCGCACAACAUACUAAAGGACACUCGAAGAGGAGACCUAGGCCGUCAGCAAGCAUUGUUAUUGUUCCUGUUUCCCAAAUUUUCUCCCCAUACGGCUUCUCAGCGGGCGCAAUACCUAGGUACGAGAGUCUUCCUCCUAUCCCACCCUUCGGUAUUGUCUGCCCCCCUUCCGGAGUCACUGCUCCGGCCCGGCCGCACGCACACACACAGAGAGACAGAGAUAUAAGGAGGAGGGGAGAGAUAGAGGCCACUAAAGAGGCCCCUAUGCAUGUGCGGUCGGACGGCUAUGUAACGGCCCGCGCGGCGGCCCAUAUGGACCUUUCGCAGCGCAUCCACAGCGUUCCGCUCACCGAGAUUACUAUUACACCUGUCUGCUACUUUGCUACUAUGCUCACACACAAAAGGAACAAUGAGGUACGGGCAAAGCCCAUAGGGUACUUGUUGACUUGGCUUGGCUUGACUUGACUUACCUAAAGGUACUUAAGUGUUUUUUUUAAGAGCCUAGCCCUCUGUUUUCCGGUGUGGGAUUUGUGAAUAGGGUGGAUGGACGUCGUGUCCUCCGCC
This is a messenger RNA of Lasiosphaeria miniovina, 1079 nucleotides long. RefSeq lists its product as uncharacterized. The record is from RefSeq and is a predicted model, not a curated record. NCBI's taxonomy places the organism in Eukaryota, Fungi, Ascomycota, Sordariomycetes, Sordariales, Lasiosphaeriaceae. Bases 195 to 980 code for a protein of 261 amino acids. The transcript has a single exon.